This is a messenger RNA of Polychytrium aggregatum, 1686 nucleotides long. RefSeq lists its product as uncharacterized. The transcript has a single exon. The record is from RefSeq and is a predicted model, not a curated record. NCBI's taxonomy places the organism in Eukaryota, Fungi, Chytridiomycota, Chytridiomycetes, Polychytriales. The coding region runs from base 1 to 1686 and encodes 561 amino acids.
AUGGCCGUCGACUCGAUCCUCCAGGGAAUCCGCAACCUGCUCCACACCUCGGCCGCCCGCUCGCCGACCGACCCGCGGCCACGGCCUGGUCCAAACGAUCCCUCGCCCGUGCUGCCGUUGGUAUCGACACCCGGCUCAGCAUCCGGCUCGACACAGGCGCUGUCGACACCGAUCUCCGGCCCCGGAUCCCAGCGCCAGUCUCGAUCGACGCCGAGUCUGGCGGUCCGCCCCAGAGCCAGCUCCACCGCCAACCCCUCCACCGGCAUCAAGGCCAGCAUCAAGGCCAGCAUCAAAGCCAGCAUCAAGGCUGGUCUCGGAUCCAAGCCCGGUGCCAGUGCCGAUGCCAGUGCCAGUGCCGAUGCCAGUGCCGAGAGACGACGCCGAAAGCUGCUCCGGGACGAGCUGCAGAACACCCCACCCCUGUCGCAGCCAGCCUCGGUCGUCAAGAUCAAGGGUCUCUUCAUCCACGGCCACAUCGACCGGGGUCUUGCCCUGGCCAUCGCCCGCUUCGAGCGGGACUUUGGCUUCCCAAACUCGGCAAAGUCCCGAGCCGAGGUGCUGCCGGUGGUGCUGCAGUAUGCGGUGCGGAGCAGGCUCUCGCGGCAGGACCAAAAGACCUUCCAGGUCCCCGAGCGGCCGCGGUCGUAUGCAACAUAUGUGCGGCAGCUCAAGGAGGACGGGUGGAAGGGCUUUGGGGCCAAGGGGCUGUCGCUCAAGUCGAUGCGAAACGAGAGCGAGCGGGACCCGGUCUCCAAGUCGAUCAUCAACGGUGUCAAGGUCUCGCAUGUUCGCACCACAUCGGGCCGCUAUGCCGUGCUGGAUGACGGUGUGAAUCCGCCGUACAAGCUUCGCCCAAGAAUGCCGACACUGUCGACUAGCAGCGGCUCAGACAGUGAUGAUAUCGACAGCAGCGAGACCGAGGGCGAUGCUCAAAACAACAGCAACCAGACCGAAGGGAGCCAGAGCAGCAACAGCAGCAGUAGCAGUAGUCUCAGCACCACCCAUUCGGAUUCUGAGUCUCCACCAGCAAGUGCUCCCCAUGGAAUCGAUGUCCUUCUCACGCCAUCGCUGCAGGAUCCCACAGGCGACCACGGACAGCAUCCCCUCAAACUGCCGCCCGGGGUUGUCAAACAAUCGUCCCUCCAGCCGCACCCACCACCGUCGCCGCAGAGCGGAUCUUGGAUUCCAUCUUCUCGUCACAGCCUGGACCAUCAUACCUAUAUUGACCGACAGCGAGACGGGCAUUCCCCAGCGAUCUCGCUUGGAGCUCAUUCCGACCCGAACUUGUCCAUAAAAACGAAUUCGGAAGGCUCCUUCCCACGAUCCAGCGACUCACGCUCCAUCGACUCUCUCGUCGCCUCUCGGAUUGCCGGAACUCCACCUAUCCCGCGCACAAUGAGGAAGCUGCCGGUGAUUGAAAAGCUCAUUGCCAUGGGCCACCACUCCAAGACACGCCGACCCGAUUCGGUGUACUCUGUUGGCUCAAACGGAUCAUCAAACUCACGAUCAUCUUCUAGUUCGGCCAAUGGUUCGGGGCAAACCUCGGGCUCGGACUCAAGCUCGAGUCUCAAACAUGGUGCCGGCCUGGAUUUCACAGAGGACAAAGUCGGUCCAGGCGGCGACGGACAAAAGGUGUGUAUUGCUGUGUUGGCUGCCGUGAUCACAAAGGAUGAGCACGGACGAUGA